Monascus purpureus is the source of this 333-nucleotide messenger RNA. The record is from the annotation of a GenBank genome assembly. NCBI's taxonomy places the organism in Eukaryota, Fungi, Ascomycota, Eurotiomycetes, Eurotiales, Aspergillaceae.
AUGCCGUGGUACUCCAUCCUCCCACCGGAACUGGUCUACCUGGAAGUAUGGGCAGCUAAGCUAUUCUCCGCCCUCGCUCUCCUUAGCAUAACGCCCUGCCUCGCUCUAAUCAUCUUCGAUAUCGUCUUGUACACGUACCGGGUUAUUCUGUACGAGAUUCCUGUUGUCGGGGGGAGGUCGAGGGGGACGCGCAGGCUGCGCGCACCGAGUUUAUCGGAGAGGCCGGAUGGGAGGAGGGCGUUUAGUUUUACGGGUUUUGGUGGUGGAUCUGGAUCUGGAUGUCAGCCUCGGUCUACAUCUGGUGGAUCAGGGCUUGAUCAGAAGGGAGAGUGA